UGUAUGUCUCCGGGGAAAAACACCACGUGCGCAUUUUCACUGCGUGUCGCCUGCGUUGCUCUCGGCUCGGGCCGCAGCAGUAAGACGUCGUUAGUGCGGUGCUGCUCGCAGCCUGGAACCGCGGAGAGCCGCAGCAGGCGGCCGGGGGGAGAGGACACCCGAGCCGCACCCGCACCCGCAGCUGGACCCGCAGCUGGACCCGCACCCGGGCUUCCUGACCUGCUGCUCAUCACCGCCACACAACACAGCGACCGAGCUGCAAAAGUCCCGCACCGCAUGACCUCUGCGCUGGGUCGCCGCCUGGUUGCAUGUCUUCUGAACAUCUCUGAGGCUCGGGAAAGAGAUGUGGUGGAGAAGGUGGCACAGGCAGCCAUCACCCACCAGCAUGGAGGAAGACGAAAAGGCGCAACUGUCCUCAACAUCUUCAGUGAUCAUGACUACAACCGUUCCGUUCUUACCAUUGUGGCUGGCAUUGAGCUAAUCGGGGAGGUGGUUCUGUCGGCGUCAGAGCGGGCCUUCUCGCUGAUCGACAUGACGAAGCAUGAAGGAAUUCACCCUUGCAUGGGAGCUGUGGAUCUCGUGCCCUUCUACCCUCUGGGAGAGGAGGUGAGCUUGGAGGAUUGUGGAAAGGAGGCUCAAGCUUUAGGCACUGCUCUGACUGAGCGAGUGCCAGGCACCAGCGCGUUUUUCUUCGGCUGGGCAGAUAUACCACUGCAUCGUGGCCUGGCACACAGGAGGAAAGAGCUGGGCUGGUUCAGGAAGGUUCCCAACAUGGCUGCCGUCCGGCCAGAUGUUGGACCACUGCCCAUGAGACGAUGUGGACUAACAGGCAUCGGCGCAAGCCCUUAUGUAAUGAACUGCAAUGUGACCAUCGAUACCCAGGAUGUGUCGUUAGGGCGGGACGUGGCCGCCGCCAUCCGAGAGUCCAGUCCAGGUGGAAUCCCGGGGGUGCAGGUCAUGGCUCUUCCUCAUGAAGGUACUGUGGAAAUUGCCUGCAAUGUGGAAAGUGUACCAUGUUCAGCUGCUGGAGGGGAAUCGUGGCCAGCAUUCAGAGUUGGGGAUCAGAAAUUCUGCCACGCUCCAGCAUCACUCAUUACCACGCGUGUAACAGAGUUGGCCAGGUGCCGGGGUGUGAGGACACGAGGAACGGCGCUGGUUGGGUUCACACCGCUCGAGUGUAAGAGACUGGCUGAAAGAGCGCUGUCUCAGGAUAUCGGAGAGUUUUGGAAGGAGCUACACGGAGUGCGCAUGUAGCCCGAGCCACUUCACAGGCCUUGGAUAUAAACAGUGCCCUGUCUCAUGUAUUGUGCUGUAACUGUGAAAGUGUUGAUCGUUUAUUAACUUUAGGAUGAACAUAAAAAUAAAAUAUAAAAUAUAAUAGCUGAACAGCUAAACAUACUGCCUAGUGUUACUGUAAAGAUCAAUUCUUUAUCUUUCAAAUAAAAAACUGACAAUCCAA
This is a messenger RNA of Pangasianodon hypophthalmus (striped catfish), 1459 nucleotides long. It is a transcript of the gene ftcdnl1, whose product is annotated as formiminotransferase cyclodeaminase N-terminal like 1. The transcript is spliced from 6 exons. Gene Ontology annotation, molecular function: folic acid binding; transferase activity. Lineage: Eukaryota; Metazoa; Chordata; Actinopteri; Siluriformes; Pangasiidae. The record is from RefSeq and is a predicted model, not a curated record. Bases 4 to 1254 code for a protein of 416 amino acids.